AUGGACACAGAUUUAAGACAAUAUCUACAAUGUCAUCAACAACUUACAUGGAAAGAAAAAAUGAAGAUUAAUGUUAAUAUCAUUGAUGCACUUAACAAAGUUCAUCGGGAAGAUGCGAUUCAUAGGGAUUUGCAUUCUGGAAACAUAUUAUAUUUACAAAGUCUUGAUACAUGGUAUAUUAGUGAUCUUGGAUUUUCUGGUCCUGCUGAUAAGCCAUUAAAAUGCAUCUAUGGGAACCUUCCUUAUGUAGCUCCUGAAGUUAUUGCUGGAAAAGGAUAUACUAAAGCAUCUGAUGUUUAUAGUCUUGCAAUGCUUAUGUGGGAAAUUUCCUUUGAGAAAUCACCAUUUAAUGAAUAUGAAAAUGAUUAUGACCUCGCAAUUAAGAUAGUAAAUGGAAUGAGACCAAAAAUAACGUCGGGUAUUCCUUUAGAAUAUAAAAACUUGAUGGAACAAUGUUGGAAUGCUGAUCCAUCACAAAGACCCGAUAUUUACGCAAUUAAACUUAAAAUAUUUGAAAUGAAUAAAUUAUAUUAUGAAUCAGAUGAAAAAAAAAAAAUAAAUUAUGACGUUAAUUGGCCCGCUGGAAUUUCUGGAAAACAUCUGAAAAAGCCGAUAGUUUGGUUUCCUGUUACCGGCAAAUUUUCCGGAUGUGCUGUUGAAGUAUUUGACACUACAGUACAUAUUAGGUGA
Molecule: messenger RNA, 690 nt
Organism: Funneliformis geosporum
Lineage: Eukaryota; Fungi; Glomeromycota; Glomeromycetes; Glomerales; Glomeraceae
Source: the annotation of a GenBank genome assembly